This is a messenger RNA of Benincasa hispida (wax gourd), 1289 nucleotides long. RefSeq lists its product as uncharacterized. Lineage: Eukaryota; Viridiplantae; Streptophyta; Magnoliopsida; Cucurbitales; Cucurbitaceae. Gene Ontology annotation, biological process: defense response. The record is from RefSeq and is a predicted model, not a curated record.
GAAAACUGCAUCACAUAAAGCUGAAGCGAAAGAAAAAUAAAAAAUGGAAAAGGAAGUUACGGUUUAAAAUUCGUCGGAGGGAGAGAAGAUACGGCGAGAGCUUCCAAUUCCAGCCGCUUAGUUUCAACUUCUCUCUCGAAUUCCAUUAUUUUUCUUUUUCCUUUUUUUAACCCUAAAAAAUUUCUCCCGUCUUUCUCCACCGCUCGCUAUUGCAAGGCAAUGCCAAUGCCAACGCCCUCCAUUCUUGAACCCCACCAUUAAUACUCCCCUUUCCCUUCCCUUUCUCUCUGCUCCACAUUCUUAUUCUUGAUCCAUGGAGGUCGCCGGAGACUGGGUUCCCAAGAACCCACCGGCUACCCCCAUGCCUGUCUUGGAGAUCAACCUCAUCUCUGCCCAAGGCCUCAAGGUCCCUUCCAACCGUUCCCGUCCCAGACAUACCUACGCCGUCGCCUGGGUCGAUCCUGCCAACCGCCUUCGUACCCGUCUCGACACCAUCGGCGGCGAAAACCCCACCUGGAACGACAAAUUCCUCUUCCGUGUCUCACCUGAGUUUCUUGCCCGCGAAACCUCCGCCGUCUCCAUCGAGAUCUAUGCCCUUGGCCGUUUCUCCGAUUCUCUUGUCGGUACAGUCCGUUUCCUAAUCGGUAAUGUCAUUGCCUCUAAUGACUGUUCCACCACCCCUGCUUUCACCGCCGUACAGGUCCGUCGCCCUUCUGGAAGGUUCCAGGGUGUUCUGAAUAUUGGCGUUAUGGUUACUGAGAACUCUGAUCUCGCUUCUUUGAAUGGGGUUUCUGCGAUUGGUUAUCGCGAUUUGAUGGGGGAAAGCUUCAAUCGGAGACGGAGGACGAAAUCGAAAGUUUGGGGUUCUGAAAUUUCUCUUGAAUCUCAUGAUGCAGAGUCGCCAGAAAUGUCGGAUGGUAGUGAAUCGUCGAGUUCCUCUGCUUGUUCUCCGUCGGAGAAAUCGAAUGUGCUUAGGGAUUUGAACGGAAUUAGGAAUUUGGGGGGAACGAAAACCCUAAAGCCUUCGAAGAGUACAGGAUUCUUGUGUGGUCUGGUGAUGCAGAAGAAGACAACGGCGGCGGACGAUCUCCCUCGAUCGGGAAAGAGCUUCAAGGUUUCUAGGGGAUCUGCAGACAUGGAAAGGUAAAAUCCACAACCCUUUGCGAUGGAGGCGAUUUCUCUGAAAUUCAAUCUCGAUAGUGAUCUGUAAUGAAUCGUUAUCAUCAUCCACAUUCGUCAAUUCUACAGAUUCAAAAGAAAUUAAAGAAUGGGAGAGAUUUUCGAAAUUC